Messenger RNA from Stegastes partitus (bicolor damselfish), 504 nucleotides. Its product is annotated as proline-, glutamic acid- and leucine-rich protein 1-like. The record is from RefSeq and is a predicted model, not a curated record. Gene Ontology annotation, biological process: rRNA processing. Gene Ontology annotation, cellular component: nucleus. The transcript is spliced from 4 exons. Lineage: Eukaryota; Metazoa; Chordata; Actinopteri; Pomacentridae. Bases 16 to 504 code for a protein of 162 amino acids.
UGGCGGAGAGGCAAGAUGGCUACAUCGACUUGGCUGCAUGGCCCAUCUGCUAUGCGACUUACAGAAGGUUUGGUGUCGGUUCUGAAAGAACAGCGUCCAGAGUAUUUACCUGCUCUGCUGGCCAACUACAGAGAACAUGGCGUGUUCACAACACAGGGCGCCGGCGCAGUCGGGGGUCUCGUGGGCUUCAGCAAUGCCAAACUGGGCUCGAGCAAGACCAGGUUUGAGGGGCUCUGCCUUCUUGCUAUGCUGGUUAAAGACAGCUCCAGUGAUCUCUUCCAGCAACACUGCCUUUCCUGGCUUCGCUCCCUGCAGCAGGUCAUACAGUCUCAGGCGCCAGUUCAGACCAUCCAACUAGCAGUGAACAUUUUGAAGGACCUGCUACAGUACUCGUCCCAACUACCAGAGCUGGCCAGGGAGGUUGGCCUCAACUCAGUCCUUGGCAUCCUGACAUCUUUGCUUGGCCUCAAGACAGAGGUGAGGUGGCAGGGCAGUGAUAUGUAA